AUGGUCGAGGGUAAUUUACAUGGUUCACCUGGCAGAAGUUCAUCUACUAAGCUACGUCAAGGGUCUCUUCCGAGUUCAUCUUCAGGGUUUGAUAUCGUAGUAGAACCUCCGUCCAGGCCCCCGUCCAUGUCGUCUUCUGUGGAACCUUAUACACAUGGCGUAGCUUUCCUGGAACCUGACGAGAGAAAUGAUGAGUCUCCUCCCCGGGUUAUCGAGAUCAACGACGAUCUUCAUCUUCCUCCAGCAACAAAUUCAGAGGGUCAUCCUGUUCAGCCCAGACAUGUUGAAACCCCGCCAGAUAAUUGGAUUCCGACAAAGGACACUUCAAACAGUGUUAGGCUACCGCCACCUCAUGAGCUGCAACGCAAUAACGAUGAGGGAGAUUGGAGGGGUCGAGGGAGGGACCGCUCGGAUAGCCCUCGUCUUGGAUCACGCUCAAGAAGUAUAAGCUAUCCUCGGCCGUACUCCCGAACUGUCCCUCGAUUUGACGGGCGUGUCAUAAGGUCUCCCUCUUCAAGUUCCAAGAGGGCCAAAAGGCAUCGCGUACCAUCUCGUUCUCAUGGCCGCUCAAGAAUCAGGUCGAAAUCACGUUCGCGCAGCGCGGCAAUGCGCCGCAGGUCUAGAUCACAAUCUCGACACUCGGGAUUUCACUCCCAUAGGCAAAGGCGUUUCGCACGCAGGUCGGGAUCUGAUUCAGCGUCUCUUUCGCAAAGCCCCCGCCGAUACCGGUAUCCGCGAGCCACCACUGCCAGCUCUCCUCACGCUCAUCGCCUCCCGGAAAUCAAACCACAUAUCAAGAGUGCUACGAACAUAGUACAAGAGGAACUGCUAGACCCAACGCAUUUCAACGAGACUGCACCAUUGUCAACUUACAUUUUUGUAUUUUUCAUUGAUACGCUACCACGACAGGUAUAUCUCUAUCUCAUGCUACGUCUUCCAUCACUCUACUUUUCGCGUGUCACCCGCAUUUUCGAGGACGCCGAGAUGAGUAUGCCUGAGAUCAAAAAGAUGGCUUUGGAAGCGGCAAGUCAGUGGAAGGAUCCUGUCCGGCAUCUGAAGAAAGGGAUUAUCUUCGAGCCGCAAGCUAUCUCGCAUCCUCACGCGGAUUUGCAAAAUUCUUGGCAGUCUUUCAUUGACUCGUUGAUGAGGGAAUGGAAGACGCUCAAUAUCGUCUCGGUUCUACUUUUGUCAGCUAUUCUCACUAUUCUUCAAAUACAGGCAGCGGCUUCGGAUCCAUUUACUCGAUAUUUUGCUCUCUUAUCACUGGUUUGCGCACUCAUGAGCCUUUUAUACGGCUGCAUGUAUAUUGUCAGGUUUGGGACUAUGCGCAAAACCUACAAAGCCGCAGAAUGGGCGACGGAGGCGCAAAAGUCACGCACGGGAAUAUUUUGGAACGUAUGGGUUCUUCUUGCCAUGCCUGCGGCAUGGCUAGCAUGGUCCAUGAUUCUAUACUUGGCGUGUAUCAUGUCAUUUGUUUGGCGAACUGGAACAACCGAAGAUGCUAACAUCGUCCCGUUAACACCAUCUGAGGCCAGAGUCCCGCGGGCGCUCAUAACAUUUGUGUUGGCCCUCGGGGUGAUAUAUUUUUUCUUGAUCGCGGCUACAUUUAGGCGAUACGGCGACAACAUGGAUAGGGCGUGGCAGCAGAGGAUAAUUGGAUGGACCCAGGAGAAAUUGGGUCACAUGCAUGGUUCAAAAUCAUCCUUCCGUCUGGAGAAAUUUUCGACGCCGAGAUUUGCAAGAUCUCCCGAGGGGCAGAAAUCACUGAGAGCUUCGACUCCAAAAGCUGAUCAUACCACGUCGUCAGGGAGUACGAACUCCAAGCCGCUCAGCCGGCCUUCUUCUGUGCAGAUGGCGACUUUCACUUCACUCCCGCAACAUUCUUCUGGAGUUCCGGAGGACCUACAAGCUUUACCACUUGAAGAUUUGUCCACGUCUUCGAUAACAAAUGUCCCCCUAUCGCAUUCGUCGAUUUCUCAAGGUGGUAAUAUUCUCGCUGGGAACUCACUCCAAUCGCCUAUAGCGACACCUCAAAAUGACGCUCCGCGACAUCCCUCUAAUUCUAGUGUCCCUGUGGCCCCGAAUUUCCAGCGUUCCGCAUCUGUGGAUGAAAUACCACCUAUUUCCGCCAGACGGGAUGCCAUAUUAAACAUGAAUAUUGAUACUAGAUCCGGAGCGCGGUCUAGAUCUUCCUCCCUGGAUAACAAUCCAUCCUUCCCAUAUCUGAAGGAGGAUUUUACAAAGAUAAAGGCGCCACCUUGUCAGAUUGAAUUGGUCAAGAACCACAGGAGUAAUCACAAAGGAGGAGGAGAAGCCACAAAGGAAUGCCCGAUCGGCUUGAACGCAAGUCCAGCUCUCGCACACCGAAAUCGCAAUUUUUUAGGCGAGCCAUGUUCGGCUCAAGGAAUUUUGUGCUGUCAUGCGGAUAACGCGCAACUUACGCUAUUCGCCAUAAAUGCUAUUGGAUACGAUACCGAUGAUGGGAAACCAAGGGGGGAAGUAUUGUCUGACGGACUCAGACCAUAUCUUUGGGCGCCAUCGCUAACAAUACCCCCUGGGACGUUAAAUACGCAGAAUGCUCCGUAG
Laccaria bicolor S238N-H82 is the source of this 2586-nucleotide messenger RNA. RefSeq lists its product as uncharacterized. The record is from RefSeq and is a predicted model, not a curated record. Bases 1 to 2586 code for a protein of 861 amino acids. The transcript has 6 exons. Lineage: Eukaryota; Fungi; Basidiomycota; Agaricomycetes; Agaricales; Hydnangiaceae.